UGAAGAAGGAGUCGGUUUAGACUUCGAAACGUUUAGCAGUUGUAAAUAAAUUUAUAAAAUAAAAUAAAAUUCUACGAUAAAAACGAAAUUAAAUUUAAAUGUGAUUUCCUUAUCAUAUUAUCAACAGAAUUAACACUACCUCGUAUCAAAUUUAUAUUACACAUUCUUGUAUUGUGGUCACAAAAAUACCACAAGUGUAUAAAGAAGAAUGUGCUGUUUUCGUAAGUAAUCUAUAAAGUGCAAUAAAGGUUUUAUUUUAUUUGUUCUCGAUUUGUUGUAGGGUCGAUUGGUGGCAUGGUGGGAAAAUUACCUUGUUUAGCUAGUGUUAGAUCAACAUUGUAUAGAACACGUUUGGAAAUAUUACCACUACUUCCAAAAUCAAUUGAACAAUUACAAAUACCAAAAUCCAUGGCUGUAAUAUUUAAUCAAGAAUAA
Molecule: messenger RNA, 435 nt
Organism: Didymodactylos carnosus
Lineage: Eukaryota; Metazoa; Rotifera; Eurotatoria; Philodinida; Philodinidae
Source: the annotation of a GenBank genome assembly